AUCCGCGUUCUGUUCGUGGUAACGAUAGAACACCAGGGGAACUACCUUGAGGAAGUUAGCAGAAAAUAGAAUUGAAAAACAGAUGUUAAAAAAGAAGAAUUUCCGUAAGAGAACUUUGGAGGAAUCGGAUGACCAGAACAACAACAACAACGCCGCAUCCGAUGAUGAAGAAGAUAGGAGGUUGGCAUUGGAGGAAGUGAAAUUUCUGCAGAAACAGAGGGAAAGAAAGUCGGGAAUCCCUGCAAUUCCAUCAGUGCAAUCUGGGAAUUUAAUACCCAAAAAAGUAACUGAAAAGAACGAUGGAGAUGGAGAAAAGGAAGAACUGGUUCUUCAAGAUACUUUUGCACAAGAGACUGCUGUCAUGGUUGAAGAUCCCAACAUGUUGAAGUAUGUUGAGCAAGAAUUGGCAAAGAAAAGAGGGAAGAACAUUGAUGCAACAAAUCAAGUUGAAAAUGACUUAAAACGUGCGGAAGAUGAACUGUACAAAAUUCCUGAACAUCUUAAAGUUAAGAGGAGAAACUCAGAAGAAAGCUCUACUCAGUGGACUACUGGCAUUGCAGAGGUUCAACUACCCAUUGAAUACAAACUGAGAAAUAUUGAGGAAACAGAGGCUGCCAAGAAACUUUUACAGGAGAAACGGCUUAUGGGUCAGGCAAAAUCAGAGUUUAGCAUCCCAUCGAGUUACAGUGCAGAUUAUUUCCAACGUGGCAGGGAUUAUGCUGAGAAACUUCGAAGAGAACAUCCUGAGCUGUACAAGGACAGAAGUUCACAAGAUGAUGGUGCUGGAUCCAAGCCAGCUGAAAAUAACACUGACGCAACCCGUAGAGAAGCUGCAACAGAUGAGUUCAUGCUAGAGCGUUUCCGAAAACGAGAACGGCAUCGGGUAAUGAGGAGAUAACAUGCUCUUUCUGUGAAGCAUGAUUUUCAUGGUAAUUUAUCAAGUUUUGUUGUUCUCUAGAGUGUAUUAGAUUGUAAAAGAAAGGACUAUUUUCAUAGUGACCAUACUUGUGAUUCUAUUUAACUACAAUUUUUAAUGGAUGUUUUAAGAGUUUCUAUGCUCAAAGGUUAUGACAGUGAGAUUGUGUAAUGAGACUAAUUCUAAUGGUCUCCAUGUUCAAUAAAAUUCAACAUGGUGGUCUAUACUUA
Molecule: messenger RNA, 1146 nt
Organism: Manihot esculenta (cassava)
Lineage: Eukaryota; Viridiplantae; Streptophyta; Magnoliopsida; Malpighiales; Euphorbiaceae
Product: protein COP1 SUPPRESSOR 2
Exons: 6
Coding region: 83-898 (271 amino acids)
Biological process (GO): mRNA splicing, via spliceosome
Cellular component (GO): spliceosomal complex
Source: RefSeq, a predicted model, not a curated record